Messenger RNA from Pseudopodoces humilis (Tibetan ground-tit), 2228 nucleotides. It is a transcript of the gene VPS45, whose product is annotated as vacuolar protein sorting 45 homolog. Gene Ontology annotation, biological process: vesicle-mediated transport. The record is from RefSeq and is a predicted model, not a curated record. Lineage: Eukaryota; Metazoa; Chordata; Aves; Passeriformes; Paridae.
CCGGGCCCCGGAGCGCUCCCGCUGCCGGACUACAGCUCCCAGCAGGCGCCGGGGCCGGGCGGGCCCGAGGCGGGGCCGGGACAGCCCGCUGGGGGAGCAUCCCCGCCAAGAUGAACGCGGUGCUCGCGGUCCGGCAGUACGUGUCCAAGAUGAUCGAGGACAGUGGCCCCGGCAUGAAGGUGCUGCUGAUGGACCGGGAGACGACCGGCGCCGUGAGCGUGGUGUACACCCAGUCCGAGAUCCUGCAGCGCGAGGUUUAUCUCUUCGAGCGCCUCGACUCCCCCAACAGGGAGCCCAUGAAGCACCUCAAGGCCAUCUGCUUCCUGCGGCCCACCAAGGAGAACGUGGAGCUUCUGGUGCAGGAGCUGCGAAGGCCCAAGUACAGUGUCUACUUCAUCUAUUUCAGCAAUGUCAUCAGCAAGAGUGAUGUGAAGGCCUUGGCUGAGGCCGAUGAGCAGGAGGUCGUGGCUGAAGUCCAGGAGUUCUACGGCGACUACAUUGCGGUGAACCCUCACGUCUUCUCCCUCAACCUCCUGGGCUGCUGUCGGGGCCGCAGCUGGGACCCAGCUCAGCUCACCAGAACAACCCAGGGGCUCACUGCUCUGCUGCUGUCCCUGAAGAAGUGCCCCAUGAUCCGGUACCAGCUGUCCUCGGAGCCAGCAAAGCGCUUGGCCGAGUGCGUGAAGCAAGUGAUCACGAAGGAGUAUGAGCUGUUUGAUUUCCGGCGCACCGAGGUCCCUCCCCUGCUCCUCAUCCUGGACCGGUCAGACGAUGCCAUCACCCCACUCCUGAACCAGUGGACGUACCAGGCCAUGGUCCACGAGCUGCUGGGGAUCAACAACAACCGCAUCGACCUGUCCCGGGUGCCAGGGAUCAGCAAGGACCUGCGGGAGGUCGUCCUGUCCGCUGAGAACGAUGAGUUCUACGCCAAUAACAUGUACCUGAACUUCGCUGAGAUUGGCACCAACAUCAAGAACCUGAUGGAGGAUUUCCAGAGGAGGAAGCCAAAGGAGCAGCAGAAGCUGGAGUCCAUUGCGGAUAUGAAGGCCUUUGUGGAGAACUACCCUCAGUUCAAGAAGAUGUCAGGCACGGUGUCCAAGCACGUGACGGUGGUGGGGGAACUGUCACGGCUCGUGGCGGAGCGGAACCUCCUGGAGGUGUCAGAGGUGGAGCAGGAGCUGGCCUGCCAGAGUGACCAUUCCAGUGCCCUCCAGAGCGUGCGGCGGCUGCUGCAGAGCCCGCGGGUGUCGGAGCUGGACGCGGCUCGGCUGGUGAUGCUCUACGCGCUGCGCUAUGAACGCCACGGCAGCAGCGGCCUCCCGGCACUGCUGGAGGAGCUGCGCAGCCGUGGCGGCACCGACAGGUACCGCAAGCUGGUGUCCGCCGUGGUGGAGUAUGGAGGGAAGCGGGUCCGAGGCAGUGACCUGUUCAGCCCCAAGGAUGCCGUGGCCAUCACCAAGCAGUUCCUCAAAGGCCUGAAGGGCAUUGAGAAUGUGUACACCCAGCACCAGCCCCUGCUCCAGGAAACCCUGGACCAGCUCAUCAAGGGAAAGCUCAAGGACAGCCAGUAUCCCUACCUGGGCCCCAACACACUCCGGGACAGGCCUCAGGACAUUAUCGUGUUCCUCAUCGGAGGGGCCACCUACGAGGAGGCUCUGGCUGUGUUCAACCUGAAUCGCUCCAACCCUGGCGUCCGCAUCGUCCUGGGUGGGACCACCAUCCAUAACACCAGGAGCUUCCUGGAGGAGGUCACAGCCACAGGAUUCCGUGGUCGAAGCACUGACAGCUCCCAAGUCCCACCAAGGUCUAGCAGCCGACGGUGAAUCCUGAAGGAAUGAGUACUUCUUUGCACGUUGAGAGCUUUCCCAGAGCAGAGCAGGAUCUUCCUGCCCUGCAGCUGGAGCUUCCCCUGCACACCCAGAAUGACAGCGAAUGCUGGAGCUGGCAUUAGCCCAACAGCAAGGAUGUGCCCCCACUGCAGCUCCUUCUUGUGCCAUCACAGACAGCUCCAGGACUGGGAUUGUCACCUGAGGAGAGCCUGGGAAAGCCCUUGAAUCCCUGCAGCUCCUGGCUCUUUACCAGGACACACAGGAUGAGUCCCAUGAGGAACCCACAAUGCCGCCCUGUGCUGGGGGAGCAGCUGUGGGGGUGUGGCUGCUGGGCACAGGAGCCCUUUGCUCUGCUGUCUGUAUAUGUUGAGUCCUAUUAAAUCCCCCUCUUUGGCUGAA